AUGGAAAAGACGAACUUUUGCGAGGGCAAAGGCAAAGUAUACAUGACGCACCCGACAAAGGCGAUCUAUCGCUUCCUGAUGUCGGACUUUGUGCGUAUCUCGAAUGCAGGAUCGGACCGCAUGUUGUUUGACGAGGCAGAAAUGCUGGCGUCCUGGCGGCAGAUCGAGGCGGUGGACUACCACCAGGAGGUGGUUCUGGGCGGCGGUCUGCGGUUUACGCCGUACCAUGCGGGGCAUGUGCUGGGUGCCUGCAUGUUUAUGAUCGAUAUGGCAGGACUGCGUGUAUUGUAUACGGGGGACUACAGCCGUGAGGAGGACCGGCAUCUUGUGCAGGCGGAAGUGCCGCCGAUGCGGCCGGAUGUCCUGAUCUGUGAAAGCACUUACGGAACACAGAGUCUGGAGCCGCGGCUCGACAAAGAGAUGCGCUUCACGUCGCUGAUUCACAGUAUCAUCCGGCGCGGUGGACGUGUGUUGUUGCCCGUGUUUGUGCUGGGCCGCGCGCAGGAGCUGCUGCUGCUUCUCGACGAGUACUGGGAAGCGCACCCGGAGCUCCAUUCUGUUCCGAUCUACUAUGCGUCUUCGCUCGCGCGCAAAUGCAUGUCGAUCUACCAGACGUAUAUCCAUACGAUGAACCAGCACAUUCGCGCGCGUUUCCACCGGCGAGACAAUCCGUUCGUGUUCAAGCAUGUGAGCAACCUGCGCAGCCUAGACAAGUUCGACGACAAGGGCCCUUGUGUAAUGAUGGCGAGUCCUGGGUUUAUGCAGAGCGGGAUAUCGCGUGAGCUGCUGGAGCGCUGGGCGCCUGAUAAGCGCAAUGGCGUGAUUGUGAGCGGUUAUUCGGUGGAAGGCACCAUGGCACGCGACAUUCUGAGCGACCCUGACGACAUUGUCGCACUGAACGGGCAGCGCAUCCCUCGUCGCAUGUCGGUCGACUACAUCUCGUUCUCGGCCCAUGUCGACUAUACGCAGAAUUCGCGCUUCAUCGAUCAGGUCAAAGCGAAGCAUGUCGUGCUGGUACACGGCGAGUUGAAGAACAUGAGUGGGCUUCGUGCAGCCCUGCAAAGCCGGUACUCGGAUCGCGAGGAAGAGAUCCACAUCUACAUGCCGCGCAAUUGUGAGCCACUGACGCUGUCGUUCCGUGCGGACCGCACGGCCAAAGUGAUCGGCUCACUCGCGGCUCAUGCGCCCAAGCCAAGUGACACGAUCGAUGGUCUGUUGGUCGCCAAGGACUUUUCGUAUACGGUGCUAGCGCCCGAAGACCUGACGGAGUUUACGGGACUCGGCACAAGCACGAUCGUGCAGCGGCAACGAGUCGCCCUGAACGUCGGCUGGGACCUGGCUCGCUGGCACUUGCAGGGCAUGUAUGGCCAUCUAGACGAAGGCGUAGACGAGCAGGGAUUGAGAUGCAUGCGCAUCAUGAAUGUCGUCGACAUCAAGCUUGCUCGCCCUGGAAUGCUUGUGGUCGAGUGGGAGUCUAGUGUGUCGAAUGAUAUGGUGGCUGACUCGGCCAUGGCUCUGCUGCUUGGAAUCGACAGCUGUCCAGCUACGGUGAAGAUGACCAUGAAUGAGCAUGCAUGUUCUCAUGCACCCACGGCUCGUGGUGCAUCUGCAUCCCAUGUCGACACGGUCGAGUCCCUCCUGGCUUUGCUAGAGGCGCAUUUUGGCGACCUCGAGAUGAUGGACAUUGGGGGCGGCGUCCGUGUGACAGAUGUUCAUGCUGAGCCGAGUACCCACUCAGCGAAGGAGCAAAUGCUUGGUGGCAUGCCCGAGCAUGGGUCAGAUGCUCGUGAGACGCAUGAGACUGGGGCGACUGAUGCCAGUGCCCAUGCUAGCGACGCGGCAGAGGCUCAUGCCGAUGCCGAUCAAGGCGAGGCCGACUCGCCGCUCGAUCGCCUGUGUGCCUCGAUCCCAGGUCCUGUGCGUGUCGGUGUGAAGGUCGAGCUGGAUGCCGAGCCCAUCAUCAUUUCGCUCGAUGAUCUCUCUGUGUUUUGUGAUGCCGAAGCCUUGCGGCAUCGAGCUGAGCGCCUCGUUGCGAUGGCGCUUUCUACGAGUCAGUCCCUUGCUGACACAUUCCACCUCACACCUGCAUGCUCGUCGAUGCUCUUCCAAGGCAAGCACAGCCAUGAAAUGCAGGACCAGGACCACGAUGACCAAGACGGCGCUCAUCACGACCAUGCGGAGCUCCCUGUUCAUCCCAAGACCCCGAUCAAGGCUUUGGCAGACUGA
Messenger RNA from Malassezia globosa CBS 7966, 2226 nucleotides. RefSeq lists its product as uncharacterized. NCBI's taxonomy places the organism in Eukaryota, Fungi, Basidiomycota, Malasseziomycetes, Malasseziales, Malasseziaceae. The transcript has a single exon. The record is from RefSeq and is a predicted model, not a curated record. The coding region runs from base 1 to 2226 and encodes 741 amino acids. Gene Ontology annotation, biological process: mRNA 3'-end processing by stem-loop binding and cleavage. Gene Ontology annotation, molecular function: RNA endonuclease activity; 5'-3' RNA exonuclease activity; RNA binding. Gene Ontology annotation, cellular component: mRNA cleavage and polyadenylation specificity factor complex.